CGCGCAGCAGCAGCAGCAGCAGCUCUGCAGCCUGAAGUUUGAUCAAACACCGUUUUUAUAACCGUACAGAGGAAGAGGAGGAGGAAGAGGAGCACAGCUGUGUGUGUGCAGCAACAUGUCUGAGUAUGACACCUUCCAGCUCGGCAGGUCCCGAUACGACCAGAACACGUUUUUCGGUCGGUUCAGGCACUUCCUGGAUGUGAUUGACCCCAGGACGCUCUUCGUCACCGAGAGACGUCUGCAGGAGUCUGUGGAGCUGCUCCACCGCUUCAGACAGGGAACUCUGCCUCCAGGUGUGACGGACGCUCAGCUUUGGCAGGCUCAGAAAAUAAAACAGGCCAUCAUCCACCCUGACACGGGGGAGAAGAUCCUCAUGCCCUUUCGGAUGUCAGGUUUCAUCCCGUUCGGCACACCAGUGGUCAUUGGUCUCCUUCUCCCAAAUCAAACGUUGGUGUCAACGGUCUUCUGGCAGUGGUUAAACCAGAGUCACAAUGCCUGUGUGAACUACUGCAACCGCAACGCCUCCAAGCCAGCUGCAGCCUCCAAAUUCGUCCAGGGAUACCUCGGAGCAGUGACCAGCGCGGUCUCUAUUGCUGUUGGGUUGAAUGUGUUAAUCCAGAGAGCGAGCAGCUUCAGCCCGACGACCAGGCUCCUGGUGCAGAGGUUCAUCCCCUUCCCAGCAGUGGCGAGUGCAAACGUCUGCAACGUGGUGCUCAUGAGACACUCGGAGCUGUCGGAGGGCAUCAGCGUCCUCGACGACAACGGGAACGUGGUGGGAACGUCAAAAGUGGCUGCCAGGCAUGCACUUUUAGAGACAGCUCUGACCAGAGUGGUGCUGCCCAUGCCGAUCCUGAUGCUCCCGCCCAUGAUCAUGGCCGUUCUGGAAAAGCUUCCUCUGCUGCAGCGACAGCGGAGACUCGUCCUGCCCGUCCACAGUCUGGUGUGCCUCGCUGCCUUCAGCCUGGCUCUGCCUCUCGCCAUCAGUCUCUUCCCACAGAUGUCACAGAUCAGCGUGAAUCAACUCGAGCCUGAGAUCGCCAUGGCAACAGAUUGUAAGAUUGUGACAUACAAUAAAGGCCUGUGAGUGAACUCCGCUGCCCGACAGACGCCGCUCGUCAUGGUUUAAACCUGCCGACGCUGCCAGAGAGUGACUGAUGGUAAAUUUGGCUGCGAGAAGUUCACAAACGUUUACAGAGACAAGGCUGUUUAUAUUGUUGUUUACACCAACACGGUGACUGUGAGAUAAGCACUAACACGUGAUGACAUAUUGUGAUAUAGGAAAACAUACAUGAUGACACCUCAGGAAGCUUCAUCACUGUUGUAACAUGAACACUAACCAAAGACAUGAUCUGAAAUAUCUGAGCCAGCUGCUCCGUCUGUGCCGCAGAGACGCGUCGCUGAGUGAGCUUCACUGGUGUCUUUCUUCUUAACACUGAACAUUAACUUCAAUAUUAACAAAGAUGAUCAGGAAUAGGAGAGUGACGACAGGAGCAGGACGCGUCUUAAUGCUUGUAGUCAUGUCUGAAUUAUAAACACUGUGAAUGAAAUCAGGAUUAACAAAUAAAAAUGUAUUUUUAUGAACUUUUUUUUCCUUGUUUAUAAUUUAAAGCUCCAGUCUGGAGGAUUUAGAGAGAUAAACUGGCAGGGAUGCAAUAUAAUAUAAUCAGUCUGUUUUCUUUGCUGAAAAUAAGAAUCAUUGUUUUUUCAUGACCUCAGAAUGAGCUGUUUGUAUCUACACAGGGAGCAGGUCCUCGUCUACAGAGAUCACCAUGUUGCACCACCAUGUUUCUACAGUAGCCCAGAACGGACAAACCAAACACUGGCUCUAGAUUUUUUAAAUGUCAAACUGCUUCAUUCAGUGUUCUUACUGGUUUUAAUCAGCUGGUCUGUUUGUUUCUGAGAGGAAGAGACCUCUGAGGAUAAUUCAGCUCCUGGUUAUAAUCUCCUGAACAACAGACACUAAGGAAAUUGUAACUGGGAGAAGUUUUAGCUGGUUUGCAAUCUACAAUCCUCGUUUGGUAAAUCUCCCUAAAUCUUACACACUGGAGUGUUAAAGCACCCGACCCAGCAGCCCACUGUCACAGCUUUAAUGUCUACAAGAGGCCUGAAAGGUAAAACUACAAAAUAACACAAGAAAGAAUCCGAGAUGAUAAAAGAGUCAGAAAAACAAACAGACUUUAUUUUCUUCUUAUUUCCUACCUGAGAAACCAUCUUGUCACCAGGAGUGUCGUGUUAAUUGUUGAAGUACCGGAGUGCACCUAUGAAGAGCUCAUGCACGUGCACAGUUAGGUUGUGGCUCAUUGUGGGGCUCCUGACCUCAAGGUCAGGACCCACCGAUGUCAUGAAUGUAGAAAUUCAGCUAAGUGGAAAUGUAGCUACGCUGCAGGAUUUUGUUAAAGUGAUGCUAAAUCUGUAAAAUAAAUAAAUAAAUAAAAGCUGUGAACUGUGUUCAGAACAGAUCAGUGUGAAAUCAUGACACUGUGUUUAUGUUUUAUUUUUUUCUCAAAACCACAAAAGCAGGUAUUUAAAAGUUAAUAAUGCAGUAGUUUUAAUUGCAGUAUUUUUAGUAAAAUUACAGCUUUUGUCAUGUUAAAGAAUUUAUCUUUAAGAUUUGCCUCUAUUUAAUUAUUAUUAGGGAUGCACCGAAUAUUCGGUAACCGAAUAUUACAAAAAAACACACAUUCGGUAUUCGGUGGAAUAAGUUAAAAGCAAGGCCGAAUAAUAGCGGCGUGUUUUGAUAACGCAAUCAAACAGCGUGUGGUGACGGACAGAGUAAAAUGUCGGCAGUGUGGCGAUCCGUCCGUCACCGCACUCGCAUUUGCAACUAAAAAUAGUUUUGAGCGAGCAAAAUAGGCUUAAAUCACUCAGCACGCAGAUUUCAACCAGCAGCAGAAACGAAAGGCGAAUCCCACCGAUUGUGGGUUGAACGGGGGUCACAGACACAGACAGGAACGUUAAUGUAUUCCUGUCAAAUACGGCGGCCAUCGGCUUACCCGGCGACAGCCGAGCCAGCCGAACACAGGUAUGUGACGUGUCAGAGGAGAAACGAGCCGUUCACGGCCCACAAACCUCACCGCACUUUAGGGACUGUUCUUUACUUGUCAGGGGAGGAGGGUGGCUGGUUGAUUCUUAUUUUAUUUAUUUAUUUUAUUUUGAUGCUGAUUGAUGCUGUUUUUGAAGUAUGAAUAAGUCAAUAAGUAAUUUAUUCCAUUGAAAUAUCAUUGAUGUAUUAUAGAAAAGUGAUUUAUCUUUUUAUAAAUGACAAAAGGCACAUCUGCCUCAUUUUCACUGUGGUAUCCUGAUACUACUCAGAACCAUGAUAUUUUCAUUGGUAUCAUACAGUGGGUCCCAAUUUUGGUACCAUGACAACACUAAUCUGGAGGGGGUUCAUCUGCAGAAACGAAUGAAAAACUAAACAACGGCAUUCGGUAUUCAGUUCUUGGUAUUCGGCCAAGCGUUUAAUAUUAUUCGGCUUCGGCCACAAAUUUUCAUAUCGGUGCAUCCCUAAUUAUUAAGAAACAACAUUUUGUGUAAUCAAAGACUGGACACAUACAUAUAUAUAAAAAAAUUACAGUUUGAAUAUUUUAAAGUCUUAAACUAAAAUAAGCAGAUUUUUAUUCUCUUUUAUUCUGUAAAUGUUUCUGACAGCUCCGUGGUUAAAGUGCUGCUCCCUUUUUGUUUUUAUGUAUUUGCAAUUGAUUUAUAUAA
Epinephelus fuscoguttatus (brown-marbled grouper) is the source of this 3708-nucleotide messenger RNA. It is a transcript of the gene sfxn5a, whose product is annotated as sideroflexin 5a. Gene Ontology annotation, biological process: citrate transport; monoatomic ion transport; mitochondrial transmembrane transport. Bases 116 to 1084 code for a protein of 322 amino acids. The record is from RefSeq and is a predicted model, not a curated record. Lineage: Eukaryota; Metazoa; Chordata; Actinopteri; Perciformes; Serranidae. The transcript is spliced from 14 exons. Gene Ontology annotation, cellular component: mitochondrial inner membrane. Gene Ontology annotation, molecular function: citrate transmembrane transporter activity; monoatomic ion transmembrane transporter activity.